Meloidogyne enterolobii is the source of this 1584-nucleotide messenger RNA. The record is from the annotation of a GenBank genome assembly. NCBI's taxonomy places the organism in Eukaryota, Metazoa, Nematoda, Chromadorea, Rhabditida, Meloidogynidae.
AUGCUUGGUUCUGAUUCUCUCAACAAUUUAUGUUUUUCUUCUGAUUUUAAAGAAUUAUUAUUAAAUUCAAUAUUGUCUGUUUUGGUUGUAGAUAAACAAAAACAAUUAAUUAGUUUAGUUAAAAAUAGUCAAAAUUUACAAGAAAACCUUCUUCCUCCUUUAAAAUUUGGAAUUAAUUCAAAAAUUAUUUUUAAUUUUGCUCUACUUUUAAUUGUUUUACCUAAUUUUGAGGAUUUAUUUGAUAUUUUAAUUAAUAAAUUUAUUUCAACAUCAACAACAAUCACAACAGAUAUAAAAUUAAAAACUUCAGUUUUAUAUUUAAUUUCAACAUUAAUUUCAACAUUUUCUUCUUCUAACAAUAAUAAUUUUGAUCAAAAUAAAUUAUCAAAUUUCAUUAAUGAUAUUAUUUCAAUUUUAAAAUUAUUUGAUUCUUUAUUGGAAGAAGAAAUUUUGGACAGUGAAAUUGUUGAUAAUUUACCUUUAAAUACUGAUGAAUCUUGUUUAAUUGGGCUCAUGUUCAAUUGCCUUUCUUCAAUCAAUUUGGAUAAAAUUGCUGCAAAGAAUCGAGGUGAUUUGCUUUAUGAAACUUUAAAAUAUUGUUCUUCUUCAAAUAUUUGUGUUAAAGAUGCGGCUGAUAAUUGUUUAAAUAAUUUAGUUAAGAAUUCUACCCAAUAUAAAAAUGUUUCUGAAAUGAUUUUUGAAAAUGCCCAUUUGUUAAUGUUCAAAAUUCUGCUUGCCGCACAGGAUUUCCCAACAAAUCCACGCUUUCCAAUGGUUUUAUCUGAAAUGAUUUUAAGAUGUUCUAACCCAAAAAUUUAUUUUAAAUUGAAAGGAGCAUUGGAUGAAUUAUUAUUUUGGUUAGAUUAUUCAAAUCAAAAACAAAUUUUACUUUUAUUAUUUUGUUUAAAAAAUUAUUGUAAAGCUUUGUAUAAUUGGUUUUAUCCUUUAAUACCUUCUAAAAUAAUAAUAGUAGAUGAACAACAACCUUCAACUUCUAAAGCAAAUGAAUAUUCUGAUAACAAAGAGGAAAUUGAAGAUAUUCCAAAUAAAAAUGUACUUGAAGAAGAAAAUGAAAAAUAUUUAAAUGAUUUAAAUUAUCCAUUAAUUCAAAAUUUAGUUACAAUUUUAAAAAGAACAAAACACUUCAUUUCUUCCCAAUAUUUACCUGUACAAUUAAAUAUCUUGGAUAUAUUAAAAUAUUCUUUGGAAUUGGUUAAAAAUUAUGAAAAUGAAUUGCUUCCAAUGAUACAUCAAAAUUGGCAUGGAUUAAUUCAAAAAUUUGGGAAUGAGUUGGAAGAGAGUUCCAACUUUCAAACCGUCAUCCAACUAUCAAAUUCUGAAAUGCUUGUUACAAUUAAAUCUGUUGAAGUAAUUAAAACAAUAACUUUAAUUUCAAAAGACUUUGUUUAUUGGAAAAUUGUAAAAGAAUAUUUACCGAGAAUUUGUGGUUUAUUAGAAGAUUUAUAUAAACAAACUUUAAAGAGUACAAAAAUUUUGGUUGUAAAAGAAUCUGUAAUUAAACAUUCUGUUGCUUUUAAAUUACAAUUUGCUUUGGUUGAGAGGUUUUUAAAUUUAAUUUUUUAA